Molecule: messenger RNA, 3585 nt
Organism: Penicillium subrubescens
Lineage: Eukaryota; Fungi; Ascomycota; Eurotiomycetes; Eurotiales; Aspergillaceae
Exons: 14
Coding region: 1-3585 (1194 amino acids)
Biological process (GO): DNA-templated transcription; carbohydrate transport; transmembrane transport
Cellular component (GO): membrane
Molecular function (GO): carbohydrate:proton symporter activity; DNA binding; zinc ion binding
Source: RefSeq, a predicted model, not a curated record
AUGGUGGGAUACACGACGCUAUGGAAGCGGCUUUCGCCGCGUCAAUUGAAUAUCGCCAUCCAGACCUUCUCCCUCAUCUCGAUCUUCUUCGAGGGCUAUGACCAGGGUGUUAUGGGCGGCGUCAAUUCCGCCCCAACAUACGUGACAGAGGUUGGCAUUGGUAGGCCAGAUGGGACUAUCACCAACACCACGCAUCAGGGCGGCAUUGUCAGCGUGUAUUAUUUGGGCGCGAUCUUCGGCUGCUUUGGCGGUGGUUGGCUCGCCGACAGGAUCGGACGGAUUAAUGGUCUACUCGCUGGCUCGUUAUUUGCACUUGUUGGCGGCGCGCUGCAAGCUUCUACACAGAACUCGAAUUUUAUGAUCUGCGCUAGAGUCGUGACGGGGAUUGGCACUGGUGCGUUAACUGGAAUUACUCCUGUUCUGGUCUCUGAAACCAGCUCAGCAAAUCACAGGGGCGGGUUCCUAGGCUAUGUCUUUAUUGCCAACUAUCUAGGAAUUUCGGUUGCGUACUGGAUUUCUUUUGGGCUUGCCUUUGUCAAUAAUGGGUAUUCGGACGUCCGAUGGCGGUUCCUACUCGCGUUUCAAUGCUUCCCAGCACUACUUCUUGUGCUGUUCAUCAAAAUGCUGCCGGACAGCCCGCGUUAUUUGGCUUCGGUUGGACGAAAGGAAGAAGCCCGUUAUCUACUGACUCGGAUUCGUGAGGGCCGUGCCACUCCAGAAGAGAUCGAUCGGGAGUAUCUCGAAAUCAUUACCACUGCGCGAGAGAGUAAGCCUAGCUCGCCUGUCCAAUUUGCGAAAAUCCUAUUUGGGAAAGGGGGUCGGCCCGGUACGAACCUAGCCCGUCGAGCAUGGCUAUGCGUCUGGCUUCAGAUCAUGGCUUCGUGGACUGGCAUUACGGCGGUUACAGCAUACUCUCCUGUCCUUCUUAAGCAGGCUGGCUACAGCGACAUCAAGCAGAAUGGCCUUGCGGGCGGGAUCAACACAAUCGGCAUCAUCGGUACUAUUAUCAGUGCGCAAAUUAUCGAUCGCUUCGGGCGUCGAGUGUGCUUGAUUGGUGGCGCCGGAGUCUUGUCUGCCGUUAAUCUGAUUGCUGGUGCGGUGUACGAAGGAUCGCUUCAAAAUCCCGAGAAAGCCGCACAAUACGCGCCCGGUGCGGUGACAAUGCUCUUCUUGUUCAAUCUUGGGUAUGCGGCUACAUGGGGAACUGUCGCAUUUUUGUUUCCAACAGAGAUCUUCCCUAGCGACUUGCGAGCACAAGGCAAUGGGUUCGGCAUCACUGGCUGGGCCAUUGGUGUUGGCAUGACGACGCUUGUCAACCCUAUCAUAUUUGAUAGCUUGAAGAGUCGUACCUACUUCCUCUUUGCGGGCCUCAACCUGCUUUGGAUUCCCAUGGUUUUCUUCUUCUACCCGGAAACCCGCAAUCGCUCCUUGGAAUCUAUUGAGGCACUCUUCUCAACGCCUAGUCCUUUCUACUGGAAGAUGGAGCAGGCUUACAAGCUGCAUGGGGAUGUUCUUGCCGAGCACGGAGUUUUGAAGCCCCGUAUCCUCCAGAGUCUUCGCAAUCAGGUCGAGACUGCCGAUUCGUCGCGAGCAACAGUCUAUGACACCAUGCUGAGUCAGCGCAAAGAGACCCGGCGCCAGCACGAGCUAGAUUUCUGGCGUGACUUCUGCAAUCGGCGCAGUAUCAAAUGCGGAAAGGGUGAAGAUCCGCUAGGCCGAUGCCAGAAUUGCGCAGACUUCGAUGUCCCCUGCACCUAUGAUCGUCCUGCCAAAAGGCGGGGCGUCAAAGCUGGGGUCAAGGUGAAUGCACGGGAAACACCUGCUCCAGGGUCGUCAGAAGACCAGACCCCAAUCGGUCGAGUCCAUGCGCCAGGGAGAGCCUCCGGCUCAUCUGCGUCUCGGAGUUCAAUGUAUCACGAAACGGCAUCCCGGCCAUCUUUGACAGGGGAUCCUUGGACCUCUUUCAAUACGGGUUGGUCCACGACCGAAGGCUACGAUGACGAUGGCGCCCUCCGCAAUUCCUGGAAAGCGUUCGCUAUUUCCAGUGAUCAACAGAUCAGGAACCUCGUUCAGGUCUACUUUGAGAUUGUCUACCCUAUAUUCCCUCUUUUCCAUAAGCAGUCAUUCAUUGAACGAAUUAAUAACCAAGAACACCUCAGAAACCAAGGGCUAUUUGCUUCCACUAUGGCGGUAUGUGCACUGGUUUCAGGGCGAGCGCGCGAUGGCGCUUUAUAUUCCACCCGAUGGCGCCGGGAAGAGCUCAUCGAGCCUCCAUCAGAAGCCUUUUAUGCAGCGGCCAAAGAUUCAUUUCCACGAGACUUGGCCCUUGCAAGGGGCUUCAAUUACAUGCGAGCGUGUGCUAUACUCGCAAUCGCUAGCAUCCAAAAUGGUCAGAUCAAGAACUUGCAGAAGUAUUCUGGCAUGUAUCACACCUUGACGACUAUGGAGGGUCUUCACGACGAGAAGCUUUGGCCAAAGGACAUAGGGACUAUCGAGACCGAGGAGCGGCGGAGAUUGUUUUGGUCAAUCUACACACUGGAUAUCUACGCGAGUAUUGUGUGGGGAGGCAUCAUUCGACACCGCGAAGCCCAUUCAUUAGUACGAUACCCUAGUGAAUUGGACGACGAGUUCAUCACACCGCUCGGCUACGGCGUGCCGUCGAUAUCACCAGAGUCGAUUACACGUAGCCAUGGUGAUACGCCUAUCGUCUCUCGACAGCCAGUGUCAUGGAUGCACGGCUGGAAUUUUACGACGGACCUAUAUCGAAUACUGGAACACGUGGUAGAUGGCACUCGACGCCGAUUCUCGACCGCCAACGGAACCACUGAAGUAUGGUCAAUGUUUAGCCCGGCGUCCAUGUCAGAACCAACCGUCAUGGAGCGAGUCCUCUCGAUGUAUGCUGCACUGCCACCACAGUUUCGUGAGACGCCACCAACCACUGGCGACAUGAGCAAGGAUCUGUUUGGCUUCCAGUCUGCCAAUAUCCAGGCGACUCUACAGCUUCUCCGAAUGGUUCUUCUAUCUGCGGAGGAGAUUGGGGUAGAUCGAAAGUGCGAUGUGGCCGGCGAGCUGCUAAGUGUGUUCUCCAAAGUUCCUGUGGAGUACCUGAAGGCGAUCAGCUCACCUCUGCUUCAUCACCUCGGUGGUAUCGGGUAUAUUCUCGGUUCAGUCAUGGAGGGCAGUUUGUCGGACGCAUCCUAUCAACGAGUACGAACACUACUGCUUGAAAUGGCAGACCUCCUCCACCGUCUUGAGACUGGUCUCCACCGCUCAGCAGGUGCCAGUCAGCGUCUCCGCUCCCAAGUUGACCGAAUCGACGGCUACAUGCGUACAUCACGACUAGUGAACUUUUCAGUUCCGCCACCUCCUCCCAAUGGCGCUUCCGUUGUACAAGUAAACAUGAAGCCAGAAGCAAUGGUACCACCAACCGUUUAUCCCCACGCUGGUCCACCCCCGGUGGGACACACCGCGGGUGUGGAGGAUCAAAUGAUGCAGUUCCAAUUGCCGCCGGAGCUGCUAACGGACUGGCCGUGGCCGCUUGAUAAUUCUCACUCCGAGAGUUUUAUGCCCCUGUCAUUUGAAUAG